Sebastes umbrosus (honeycomb rockfish) is the source of this 2977-nucleotide messenger RNA. RefSeq names its product leucine-rich repeat and immunoglobulin-like domain-containing nogo receptor-interacting protein 1. Bases 365 to 2182 code for a protein of 605 amino acids. Gene Ontology annotation, molecular function: protein binding. Lineage: Eukaryota; Metazoa; Chordata; Actinopteri; Perciformes; Sebastidae. The record is from RefSeq and is a predicted model, not a curated record. The transcript has 2 exons.
GCAUCAAGCGCCCGCGCUUCCAGAGCCAGGUUGUUGUUGCCAUGAGGACAGUGAAGCAACAGGGAAACCGAGCUGCAGCAACACGCUUCCUCAGAAGCUGAAUAUUUCAGAAUGGGAGGAUGAAGCUUUCUUGUUGAUGAUAUGUCUGUCUGUUUCUCUCACAUUGCAGGUUUCAUUUGGAUGUAUUUCUGAGCAACAGAAGAUGUACUGUACUCUUUGAAUUCUCUUCCCUUCGACAAUUUAUCCAGAGACAAUUUCAGAAGAAAAACCCCCACUUGCAAAUCUGCUCUUUUAUCACAAAAUUGUUAUAAUGGAGCAAUCACAAUGACAAGCCCUCGGAACUGAAGAGACGGCAGGCCACCAGAUGUUUGAGGGGAUUGCCGUCCACCAAUGGCUGUGCUGGGGAGCUCUCUACCUGUUGGCAGUGGGGGUGGCAUUAUCAUCUGAAACACGCCGGCCGUGUCCACAGUCCUGCCGCUGCACCACCGUGCUGCUGGAGGUGAACUGCUCCGAUGGCCAACUCACCACAGUGCCCGACGGUCUCCCACAAAACACUAAACUACUAAACUUAACACACAAUAAAAUCAAGACUCUGGUGCGGCAGCAGUUCCCGACUUUGACACAACUUUCAGACUUGGAUUUGAGUGACAAUAUAAUGGCAACAAUUGAAGUGGAAGCAUUUCUCGGCUUGCAGAGUCUGACAACUCUGCGUCUCGCUUGCAACCACCUGAAGAUUAUUCCUGUCGGAGUGUUUGCCGGUUUGACAAAACUGAAGUUACUGGACAUAAGCAGCAAUGAGAUCCUUGUUUUUCUAGAUUUUACUUUCCGUGACUUAACUGCGCUGCAGUUUAUCAAAGCAGCAGAUAAUGACUUAGUUUUUAUUUCUCAUCAAGCUUUCACUGGCUUAACCAGUCUGCAAGAGCUGCGCCUCGACGGCUGCAACCUCACUGCUGUGCCAACAGAGGCGCUCACACAGCUCGGCCGGCUUAGGAGUCUUCAUUUUCACCGACUGGGCCUCACCACCCUGCCAAACUACUCUUUCCGUCAUCUAGAGCGUCUCGGGGAACUUGUCAUCACUCAUUGCCGCUGGCUGGAGAGCCUGUCAGGAAACAGCCUCUUUGGCCUAAAUCUUACAUCCUUAACCAUUAGACACUGUAACCUCAGUGCUGUUCCCUACAUCCCUUUGCAUCAUCUUGUGUAUCUUGUAUACCUUGACCUUUCUUUUAACCCAAUCACCGACAUUCGUGGGAACCUGUUUGGAGACUUGCUCCGGCUCCAAGAGCUCCACCUGGUGGGGGGAUCGUUGCUACAUAUUGAAAUCGGAGCGUUCAGGGGCUUGGCGCGUUUCAAAUUGCUGAAUGUGUCUAGAAACCUUCUCACCACACUCGAGGUAGGAGCUUUCCAUUCAGUUGACACCCUAAGAACUCUGGGACUUGAUAACAACCCAUUAACAUGCGACUGCCGUCUGCUGUGGGUGGUGCGAAGGAGACUAUAUCUGGACUUUGGUGGAAUUCCACCGACUUGCACCACCUCAGUCCAGUUGCCGGUAGAUUUUACUAAAGCUGAGCUCCCGGGCCUGCUCACAUGUCGGCAGGCUCGUAUACUGAACAACAAACCUCAAGAAGUGAGAGUAGAUCAGGGACACACAGUGGUUGUUCAUUGCAAUGCAGAAGGUGACCCUCCACCAUCUGUCACCUGGAUAAGCCCACAGCUAAAACUUCUAUCACCCUUUGGUAGAAUACAAGCUCUCUCUAAUGGCUCGCUGGAGGUUCGCUACGCUCAACCUCAAGACAGUGGCGCUUAUCUAUGUGUGGCGUCUAACGCGGCAGGAAACGCCAGCCUGCCCGUCAGCCUUCAUGUCCGAGCUUUUUCACCAUCUUCUAAAAACCCCUUUCGUCUGAACGGUUGGUUUGCCUUCCCGUCCGCCUCUCCAGGUGUGAAUGGAAAUCAGAACAUCCAAUUCGAUGUCAAGACGUUACUGGUAGCUGCAACCAUUGGGUUACUUUCAUUUUUCAGCUCUGUGAGCGUAUGUUUCAUCUUCAUGUUCUUCUGGAGUAAGAGUAAAGGACAAUUAAAGCACACUGCCACAAUAGCGUAUGUUCCAAGAAGCGCCUUGUCAAGUAGUAACGGAGGGAAAGGCAAACAUAUGGAGACAAGCAGGUACACCAUGAAACUAAUAUGAGUCAAUAAGUAAAAAGCCUAUUUUCACUUGAUAUGACUUGCUACAUCCAAAUGUAAAACUUUUAUUAUAAUUUCCAUUAUUAGACAGAAUUAAUUUAAUUUUAGAGCAUAUACAGUAAACUUGUGUCCAACAGAUGCUGACUGUUGAUUAAUUUAUUUAAAUAUAAGCAUGUUAAUGCCUAUGUUGUGCAAAAGUGAAAAAGACAGGACAUACAGUAAAUUGUGCUGGUAUAAAACCUUCUGAACAUUAGACUUUAAGAACAUCUAACCUAGAGGUGGACAUCAUCGUCUGUCUCUUUAUGAGACGGUAGCUCCACUAGGCUAUAACAAAGCCUGAAUGUAAAGCAACCAAAGUAAGAAAUAUUUAAUUAGCAUAAUGCAUGUUGUAUGUAGAGAUGUAAAUUAUUCAGUUAAGUUAGUUUUGCUUAUAUUGCCUUCCUUGAUGUUUAUAUAUAGAAGCAAUUUAACAACUUGUUUGUUUCGUUCUUUGGUUUCCAAAGAACAGACGAAAUAGAAUUUUUAAUUGAAAUAAUUGACCUCAGAUAGUAGAUAGAUAGAGAUAACUUAAAUAUAUAAUAGGGAUGUUAACCUCAUAUUAAGGUUAAUGUACAAAAUACUUGCAUCUGUAUUGCAUGCCAUUUCUACUUAUAUUUUGAUAGUAUUCUAAUAUUGUCACAUUUACUGCUGUACUCAUUGUUUAAUGGAUGUGUGGAAUGUGUUUUCUUCCCCAAAUAAAGGACUUCAUGAGUUUGCUUUCUAAAAGUAGCAAAAAAUAAAAUGACUGUGCUUUCAAAAA